CAUCCCCAGUCAUCCGCUUAGAAGGACGUGGUCGCAAACUUGUUACUUCUCUCCACUUAAUUUCCUUUCUUUCGCUCAUUAAUCUUUUCUUUGGAACUACUAUUAUAACACUGAGAAGUACAGAUAUUGCUGGCGACAACCGUUUGCUGCGCUGCCCAGCUUCACUGACCAUUCUGGAAUAACGACGGGAACAAGGAACAAGACUUUUAUCCUGUCGCUGUUGUCUUGCUUCAUCUUACUGAAAGCAAACCUACAAUUAUCACGGAAAAGCUUCACCAUGUAUCUAGUGUCCCUCGCUCUGGAAUAUGGGGCUCCCAUAUUCCUGGUUUCUUCCCCUGUGACAUCGUACGCGGACCAGAUCUACAGCAUUCAUCGGACAAGAAGCUCGGCCGGGUUCUCGCUCGAUAUACCCCUGAUCAUGCUCGUUGCCUCGAUCCUGAAGGUCUUCUACUGGUUCGGGGCCUACUAUUCGAUGUCAUUGCUUCUGCAGGCGGCGAUCAUGGUCGUCGUCCAGGUGAUCUUGCUAAAGGUUGCGCUGGACAACCGGCCUAUGCCCGGUGGAAAGAAUGGGAUCGAGCAUGCUCCGUUCAGCUCAGUCGAAGCAGACGGUGCUUUCUCGAGACCUUAUAACUUCUGGCAGUGGAGGAGCGCGAAACCUUACUGGAUGUUUCUGGCAUAUCUCACUGGCGCUCUGUUCUUUGUUCACGUAUUUCUCCCUCCCAUCGCUCAAUCUGAACUCUACAUCAACUUGCUCGGAUACGUCGGUCUCGCGGUCGAGGCCAUUCUCCCCGUGCCGCAGGUGCUGGCCAACCAGAAAUCCCGGUCGUGCAAGGGAUUCCGGUUGUCGGUUCUGGCGUCCUGGUUGAUCGGUGACGCUUUCAAGAUGAGCUAUUUCUUUGGCAGUCAGCAGGUCAUUCCUUGGGCUUUCCGGAUGUGCGGCAUCUUCCAAUGCAUCUGCGAUUGCUAUCUCGGCAUGCAGUACUGGAUGUUCGGAAGUGGCCCGACCCCAAAGGCUGCACCUAGCUCUCAAGAGAUCGGCGAGGCUAGAUGGGGAGCAGAUGAGAAGGACAUCCGACUGAACUAGGGGUUGUAUCGAGUCUGGCCGUUCGGGGUGCGUUGUCGGCGCCUCGAUGCUUCAUGAAGAUAAAUAUUUGUAAUUAAUGACAGCUAUAUUGAUAGAUAUAGAUAUUCAAACAUGAUAGAGAGUGAAAACACAGGCUGAAAGAAAGAACUCAUAAUACAAAAAGUUGACUAACUCAUCUUCAAAGCGCGUC
This is a messenger RNA of Penicilliopsis zonata CBS 506.65, 1274 nucleotides long. RefSeq lists its product as hypothetical. Lineage: Eukaryota; Fungi; Ascomycota; Eurotiomycetes; Eurotiales; Aspergillaceae. The transcript has 5 exons. Bases 278 to 1084 code for a protein of 268 amino acids. The record is from RefSeq and is a predicted model, not a curated record. Gene Ontology annotation, cellular component: endosome; trans-Golgi network. Gene Ontology annotation, biological process: retrograde transport, endosome to Golgi; phospholipid translocation.